AUGAUUUACAGUUUACACUCCAUGUUCAAAAAAGGCUCGAUGGACUAUAUAGAGUUUAGAGUUAUAGACUCCUCUGGUUUACCCUUCUUCAUCAUAUCAUAAUCAUAUAUUCCAAUACCAUUACGGCAUUACCAUUACCAUACACACACACACACUCUCUCUCUCUCUCUCUUUCUAACUUUUAUUCUCUCUCCUAUUCUGCAUUUCUUGUUUUGAUUCGUAUUUUCCUGGUACAUAUUAAUCUGUCCAAACCUCCCUUAACCCUUUUUCAACAAAGCAUUAUUCCAUUUCUUCUUGGCUCUCGUUCUUUUCCCCACAACCAUUUCUCUCUCUGUCUCUCUCUCAACUUUCAACUCUCACCAUUCUUUUUAGUUUCUGGUUUGAUCAGCAUAGCCCUCAAAAGGCUAUACAAAUAUGAAGAAGAUUGUUUUGAAGCUGGAAUUAGAAGAUGACAAAGCCAAGCAGAAGGCCUUGAAGACUGUCUCUACUCUUUCAGGGAUUGAUUCGAUUGCAAUGGACAUGAAGGAUAAGAAACUAACGGUCAUAGGAACCGUGGAUCCCGUAAAUAUAGUGAGCAAACUGCGCAAAUAUUGGGCAUCAACAAGUAUGAUCUCAGUUGGGCCAGCAGAGGAACCUAAGAAGAAAGAAGAGCCGAAGAAGGAGGAACCCAAGGCCGAGGAAGCAAAGAAAGAGGAACCCAAGAAGGAGGAAGCUAAGAAAGAAGAAGAGAAAAAAGAAGAACCCAAGAAAGAAGAAGAGAAGAAAGAGGAAAAGAAAGGAGAAGAGAAGAAAGAGGAAAAGAAAGAAGAAGAGAAAAAGAAAGAAGCACCUCCACCAGACCCUGUUUUAGAGCUUGUUAAGGCUUACAAAGCAUAUAAUCCCCAACUCGCCGCAUAUAAUCCCCACCUCGCCGCACAUAAUCCAUUCCAAACCUCAUAUUACUACGUCCAACCAAUGGAGGAGAAUCCAAAUGCUUGUGCUAUUUUAUAAUUAAUGGGCUACCAAAAACUGAGUGAAAAGAUUAAAUCUUUUCUUUGUUGGUAUAGGAGGCAAACACCCAAGAUUGGUAAGAGCUCUUGUACAUAAAGAUGGUGAUGCUUCAUUGGUAUGCUUAGAAAUUAAUAAUGCGUAGAAAUAAGUUUUGGAAUAUGUUUUGAACACUAUAGUAUCUAUAUUUUUGGCACGUAAUGCUUUUUUCUGGAAGUGUUACCUAGCUAAACUUUUUUCUCUUUUUUACUUUCCCCGUAUGAAAAGCCUUUUAUUUUCAAGGGCCGUGCCUAUGAGGACGAUGCUGUGGGACAAGGCAGCUGACAAGGAACUGAGUAAGAGCACACUCACGGGUUUGAGAUUGAGAGCUCUCUUUAAAAUGUGUCAAGUUGUUUUUUUUUUUUUCACAUCUCGUGUCUUUCACUGUGUUUUAUGCUACUAUUUGAAAUAAAAAGUGAUGGUUCUCAUA
Quercus lobata is the source of this 1456-nucleotide messenger RNA. Its product is annotated as heavy metal-associated isoprenylated plant protein 39-like. Lineage: Eukaryota; Viridiplantae; Streptophyta; Magnoliopsida; Fagales; Fagaceae. Gene Ontology annotation, molecular function: metal ion binding. Bases 415 to 990 code for a protein of 191 amino acids. The transcript is spliced from 3 exons. The record is from RefSeq and is a predicted model, not a curated record.